AGCGCAGUGUAGUAGGAGUAGUAAGUAUGAUAGAACGAAAGAGUGGGGAGAGUUGCACUAACACAUAGAAACGGACGAUGCCACUCGAGUGGCAUCGAAUAUCCCCGCUCCGUCGUACGCGGCAGUCCGACGCCGGUCGCGCAGCUAGCAUGGCUGGAUUUUCUCGCAGUUUUUCACCGGUUCUCCCGUGGUAAAGAGAGACGGAGACGGAAAGACACAGAGAGACGGAGAGACAGAGAGAGAGAGAAAGAGAGAGAGAAAGAGAGAGAAAGAGCUAGAUAGACGAGACACGUAGCAGCAGCAGCAGCAGCAGCAACACGAAAACUCGUUGUAUUCAACAAAACGCAUUCCUUUGGUUUCGUCCUAUACAAUCGUACGUCGUUCCUCAUAGGAUACAAGACCUUUGCUUUUCGUUCUAUCGUUCGAGAUAAGCACAGAGAGAGAGAGGGAGAGAGAGGGAGAGAGACAGAGAGAGAGAGAGAGAGAAAGAGAAAGAGAGAGACAGACAGAAGGAAAAGGAGGGAGCAUAGGCGAUCGCGAGUCGACGUGAGCCAGAACUGACGCCAGAUGCUCGAACAUAACCUCAAAAGUGAAACACUCGAUAGAAAUUAGAUGAUUCCUUCGUAGAUCGUCGAUAUAAGUUCGAUUAAUUCAUAUUUACGUCUAAAUAGAUUAGAUUAACGUCCAUUCUACUUUUACGAGGCGACACGUGCUCCUUCUGCGUGCGUUUCACCAGCCAAUCGUUGUCUUCUUCGUCGGGUUGGUGUGUACGUCGCGUCGUUUAUCCUUCUCUCUCUCUCGCGCGUGUGUUUCCCCUCCCCCCCCCCCCGUAGUAGUUAUCGUUGUCCUCGUAGUUCUCUCUCUCUCUCGCAAUGUCAAAGAAAGAUAUAUAAAGGAGAAAGAGAGAGAGAUGAGUAACAGUCGGAUCGUAUCGCACAAAUGAGAAUCUCAAAGAGAGUAGACAGUAAGUAGUAAGGGAGACAGAUUGAAACAGAAAGAGAGAGAGAGAGAGAGAGAGAGAGAGAGAGAGAGAGAGAGAGAGAGAAAGCAAAGCAAGCGAGAGCGCGAAAGAGAAAGAAAGAGAGAGAGAUAGGAAACGAAGAAAGUGCGUCGUGUUGUUGCAAGUGAACGAAGAGGAAAUAAAAGAUUCUAGAAAAGGAAAAAUAAAUAAGAAAGAGAGAGAGAGAGAGUGAGAAAGAGGGGGAAGAAAAGCACGAGGAAAUCGUAUGAGAGGAUCGACUGUGAUCGUCCUUCUUCUUCCUUCUUCUCUUACUCUUGCACGUCCACAUCCAGCAUCUUCUUGUCGUUCGUCGUUGGAACGGUAAAUCUCUGAUGUUCGAACAGUAGAAGAGGAACUUUUCAAAAGAACUCGUUUCGUGUGUACGAAGACGACGACGACGACCAACCAACCAACCAACCAACCAAUCGACCAACCGACCGAUCAUCCAACGUCCUAUUGUACCUACUAAUCAUCGUCUAUUUCUAAACGAGCCUGUCUUUAUACGAUUCGUCUAGAGUAACUUAAGCGAAGAGUACCUAAUCCUUAGCUGGGAAAGAUACAGGAUCGUUGCAGUAGGAAGAGAAGGAAAAGAAGGAGGUGAUAGUGGUGGACGAGAAAGAGGAGGAGGAGGUGGAGGACAGGGAGGAGGAACGUUUUAAGCGACAACAUCGCCAUGGAGGAGUCGUAAAUCCACGUCGAGAAAGUUCGAAGACGAUGAAGAGGUACGAGUCAAGCUCCAAGAUGCAAAAGGAGGAAAUGAAGAGGAGAGUUCUUCGCGGUUCUGUCCGAAGAAACAGAAAGAGAGAGAGAGAGGGAGCUGUGAAUUACGGAUCGAAGAAGGUCGGAUCGAUAUGCGGACGUCGUGAUAUCGUGUGAUCGAGCCAAUCGACGUUCUCUCGAAUGGGCUAAGAACCGAAAAUCGUUACUCCGUGGAAACGCCGAGGCUCUACAUCGCCCUUAAUUGACAGGAAGAGAGUGUGUGUGAGAGAGAGAGAGAGAGAGAGAGAGAGAGAGAGAGAGAGAGAGAGGGAAGGAGGGAGAAAAGAGGAAGAACCAUCAAGCUGAAAACUCAAGCGUAGAGUCAAGAAAUAACGGAAGAGGGAAGAGAAGGAAGAAGAGUAAGAAGAAAAGGAAGAGGAGAAGAGCGGGGGAGAUAUCUGGAGCGGCAUUUGAAAUUUACGAGUAACUCGGUGCUCUUGCAAGUGUAAUAGUAUCUACGAACGAGAGAGAGAAAGAGAGAGAGAGAGAGAGGACGAACGAACGAAGGAAAGAAAGGAAUAGAGAGAAAGAGAGAGAGAGAGGCACAUGGCAUAACAAAUGGUAUCCCGUAAAACCAGCUCGCGACUGUUAAAUGACACCGGAAGUACCCAGCUAAGAAAUACACGAGGUAUCUAGAGCAAUUCGUGCAAUACUUUUGUAUCCUCUCGACAGUUGUUUCGUCAUUUCCUCGUAAAAUUCGAUAUAAAUAAAUAAAUUUUUCAUCGAAUCAUCGACAAUAGAUCGAUAAGAACGACGAUAUGAUUUCCUUCGAUCAUGAGGAAAUCAUGAAUGGACGUAAUCGUUGUUAUUAAGAAGAAAGAAUUUUUUAAUCGCCCGAUAUAUUUUUCUUCCUUUUGUCUUUCUUCUUUCUUCCUCGUUGUUUUUUUUUCUUUUUUUUUUUUUUUUUUUUGAAAAGAAAUAUGAAGGUCAUCGAAAUGAAAGAUCGUAGAUGAGCAAAGGUGCGUGACAAAGAAAUAUUAGAGAAAGGAAGGAAAUAAGAGAAGAAGUAGGAGUGGAAGAAGAAGAAGAAGAAAGAAAGAAAAGGGAGAAGAGAAGGAGGAGGAGAAGCAGGAGGAGGAGGAAGAGGAAGAGAAGGAAGAAGAGGGAGAACCAUCAGGUCCAGCAGAGCCAGAUGGGUUAAAGGCGAAACGCGAUGGAAGGCGCGAUUCCGUGCCGGUGGAUGCAAAAGGGCGCUGUUCGCACUGCAACCGCUGCCCUUUCGGAAGCGCAACAAGUGACAACGCCGUGGUGCUGCUGCUGCUGCUGCUGCUGCUGCUAUUACUGUUACUCCUCCUCGCUCACCAGACGUCAUCGGCUUUAUCCAGCAAGGAGUCGAGAGGAUUCGAUUCCGUUGACUUGAACAAAGGAGAAAUAGAAAAAGAAAUAGAGAAAGAGAAAAAUAGAUACGGGUCAAGGAUCGUUGGCAAGUUCCGUUAACAGCGUACCUACUGGGAUGAACUUCUUACGAGCUAUCCAAAAAAGAUUAUUUCCUUCUUCGUCCUCCUCAUCCUCAUCCUGCUCUUUAACGGAGAAAUAGGAACGACCGGUCGAGAGUCGUUCAUGGCGACUUUGUCCUGAGAGACUCGAUGAAACUACGUCGGGGAGAAAGACGAUUGCCGAGAAUCUUGGAGGAUUCUUGGUCUGGAAUCCCUUGGACUGUGCCUUGAAUCUUACCUACGAUAGACGACAGCUCGUCUGAUCUCUCAACGAGUUUCUUCACGAGGAGUAAAAGAGAGAAGACGCGAAAGAGAAAAAGAAGACGCGAGAGAAGAAGAUAAAAAAAGAAGAAGAAGUGGGAGGAAGAGAAGAAGGAGGAGGAGGAGGAUCGGCAGGAUUUUUAUCUCUUGUAUCUUUUUCACCUCCUUUUUUUCUUUCUUUUUUUUUUCUUCUUUACCCACUUUGUCGUCCACUUUCUCCUUGUCGUCGUCGUGUCUCUUAUAGUGAUUUCGCUCGUUGUCGUCGUCGUCAUCGUCGUCGUCGUCGUCAUCGUCGUCGUCGUUGUGGACGAUGGUGAUGAAAAUCUCCGCUGUCGAAGCUGGCGUCGCUCUGUUGGGCGCCGUCGGUUCGCGUUGCGUCGUAAAGCAGGCGACGGUGAAGCGAUGCGUCGCGGCGCUCCUUCUCGUCUCCAUCGCGAGCAUCUUUUAUUACACGCACUAUGUCAUCAGCAGUCCUCUAUCCAGUUUGAUACAUCGAGAUACCAGACCCGAACCCUCGAUAAGAUGUUCCACAUUGAGGGGUGCGACGAGACUGCCUUCGGCGCCGGAUCACAGGAGCGAGGCACGAUUGAGGAUAGAUCCAAAGGUGUUGGUCUUCGUCGAAACUUUAUAUUCCAGGCUGGGACGAGAGAUAGCCGAGCUACUCGUUUAUAACCGAAUAAAGUACAAAGUAGAGGUGGCCGGGAAGUCUCUGCCGGUAUUGACGAAUCUCGACAAGGGUCGUUACGGCGUUCUAAUAUUCGAGAACCUUAACAAGUACCUGCAAAUGGACAAGUGGAAUCGAGAACUAUUGGACAAGUAUUGCAGAGAAUACUCAGUUGGAAUCGUUGGUUUUGCUCCUCCAGGCGAGGAGAGUCUCGUUGGUGCCCAACUAAAGGGUUUUCCUCUGUUCAUACAUACGAAUCUUCGGCUUAAGGACGCCCAGUUGAACGCGGCAUCUCCUAUUCUACGAUUAACCAGAUCCGGAGAAACAGCCUGGGGACCACUUCCUGGCGGUGACUGGACCAUUUUUCAGGCCAAUCACAGUACGUACGAACCGUUGGCCUGGGCACACAGGGACAGUCUCGACUAUCCGACCAACAAAAGCCCUCUGGCCACUGUCAUUCAGGAUCAUGGGAGAUACGAUGGGAUACAAAGGGUCCUAUUCGGUGGUGGUCUACGAUUUUGGUUGCACAAAUUGUUGCUUCUCGAUUCACUCUCGUAUCUAUCUCACGGUCAGCUUAGCCUAAGCUUGAAUCGUAUGAUACUGGUCGACGUAGACGAUAUAUUCGUCGGUGAAAAAAGUACAAGACUUAAGAGGGACGACGUUAUGGCUUUGCUCGCAACUCAACAAAGGAUACAGGCUCUUGUUCCGGGGUUCAAAUUCAACUUGGGGUUUUCCGGGAAGUAUUUUCAUCACGGGACAGCCGAGGAAAACUUGGGGGACGAUAUGCUGCUGGAGAACGUCGACAGAUUUACGUGGUUUUCCCACAUGUGGAACCAUCAACAGCCCCAUCUAUACGAGAAUGUGACCCAUCUACAAUUGGACAUGGCACUGAACAAACAAUUCGCAAAGGACCACGGUAUACCGACGGUAAGCGGCUACAGCGUAAGUCCACAUCACUCAGGCGUUUAUCCGGUCCACGAAGGCCUUUAUGAGGCAUGGAAAAGAGUUUGGAACAUCAAGGUCACUAGCACGGAGGAAUACCCACAUCUAAGACCGGCCCGUUUGAGACGUGGCUUCAUUCAUCGUAACAUCAUGGUACUACCAAGACAGACGUGCGGCCUUUUCACUCAUACAAUCUUUAUAGAGAGGUACCCAGGCGGAAGGGAUAAGUUGGACGAAUCGAUACAAGGCGGCGAACUCUUUCAAACGAUCGUUUAUAAUCCUAUAAAUAUUUUUAUGACGCACAUGUCCAAUUAUGGUAACGACCGUUUGGCAUUGUAUACGUUCGAAUCUGUAAUAAAGUUUAUACAAUGUUGGACAAAUUUGAGAUUAUCGAGUUCACCGCCUCUUAAACUUGGAGAACAUUAUUUUCAACUUUAUCCGGAGGAGGCCGAUCCCGUAUGGGGUAACCCGUGUGACGAUCAAAGACAUCAAAAGAUUUGGUCGAGGAAUAAAACGUGCGAUCAACUGCCAAGGUUUUUAGUUAUAGGACCGCAAAAAACUGGGACAACUGCGCUCUACACAUUUCUGUCCAUCCAUCCGGCCAUAAGCAGUAAUUUGCCGAGCCCAGACACGUUCGAGGAAAUACAAUUUUUCAAUGGGAAAAAUUAUUACAAGGGUUUAGAUUGGUAUAUGAGCUUCUUUCCGGCAUCGAAAAACGAGAGUUCCAGAUAUCUUUUCGAAAAAUCAGCAACCUAUUUUGACGGCGAAUUGGUACCAAGAAGGGCUCACGCUUUAUUACCAAGGGCCAAACUCAUUACUAUAUUACUCUCGCCGGCUAGAAGAGCUUACUCGUGGUAUCAGCAUACCAGAGUACAUGGUGAUCCCGUAGCAAAUAAUUAUUCAUUUCAUUCGGUCAUUACGGCCAGCGAUACGGCCCCAAAACCAUUAAGAGAUCUUCGAAAUAGAUGCCUCAAUCCUGGCAAGUAUGCGCAACAUUUGGAAAGAUGGUUAUCGUUUUAUCCACCACAGCAAUUGCAUAUCAUUGAUGGCGAACAAUUGCGACAAAAUCCAGUUGAAACGUUGCACGAAUUGCAAAGGUUUCUCAAAAUCACACCGGCAUUUAAUUACUCGUCGCAUCUUAGGUACGAUCCUAAAAAGGGAUUCUUUUGUCAAGUUACCAACGAGGAUCGUACGAAGUGUCUUGGAAAGAGCAAAGGACGUCAGUACCCGCCUAUGGAGGAUAAAUCCUAUAAAUUCUUGCAAAGGUAUUACUUGUCACACAACACCGCCCUUGUAAAAUUAUUGAAACGACUUGGAUCCAGAACGAUUCCGCAAUGGCUUAAGGAAGAUCUAACCGACACGGUGAUGACCUAGCAAACGCCGAUCACAUGAAACACAGCUAUUUCUCGAUUUCAAGCCUGGAUUCUUGCUUCCGCCGUACACGAGAUACGACGUUUGUUGGUGGAAGACUUGUAAAUUAUUUCUAUCAUGUAAAUAUUUCGCUGGACUACAAAUCCUAAUCGGGGAGAAGGACCAUGACCAGUGGAGUGGCCUAAAAUCGGUGAAAGCCUGGAAAGCUAGUCACUAAGCGAUUAUACGGUUACAUAAUCCGUAACUGUUGAUCGUUGUUAAGCUAAUAGUACUAUUAUUAACGUUAUAUUGUAAUAAUAUAAUUAUUAUUAUCGUUGUUGCGUCAUUAAAAGUCAGGAAGGCCGAUUAUCGGCCAACUUUUAAACUCGCAGACAUAAUCUGCGAUUGAUUUCAUUGUUAUCAGGAUAAUAGAAAGUCUUGAUAAUCUUUACUUCGUUUGGAUCAGAAAGAAAAUCUUAUAUCGAGGACUAUUUGACGUUCAGUCAAGCACCGAUUUUAUAUCUUUGGCUUUUAAAUGGAGCACACUUUUUUCUUUUUUUUUUUUUUUUCUUUUUUCUUUUUUCUAUUUUUUUCUCUCAAAGAAUGCCCCUCCUAUAUUUUUCUAUCGUCGCUUAAUGAUUUCUCGCGUAAGAUUUUGCGAUAGCGUCGCUCUUCGCACUUCGAUGAAAUGUUUCGAGAGGGGGAAAAAAUAUAAAAUAAAAAAAAAAAAAAGAAUUAAAUAAUGAAUGAAUGGAAUGAAUGAAUUAAUUAAUUAAUUAAAUAAAAAGGAAUCGUUGUCAAACAACGAAUCAAAUUAUUUUGUAAAAUCGAAUAAGCAUUAUGAUUGAAUUAUAAAAAUAUCGAGAAUGAUAUAUCGAAAAAGAAAUAUCUGAAUGGCAUGAAGUAAAUUAAAUUCUUUCUGAACCAAACUUCGUAUUUUCGAAGAGUUUGUCAACUUAAUUCUAUUGAGGUAUGAUGAUCUGUCCAAAACGCGUUGUUAACGUGUUUAAAGAGAUUUAUCCUCGUUCGAACGAACGAUCGAUCGAUCGAUCGAUCGUACAAACGAACAAACAGACAAACAAACAAAAAAACCUAUCUACUUCUCAAAAUAUAAAAUAUCGUUUGUGGAUCAAACGAUCGAUCGUUCUUAAUGUCAUUUAAAAGAUCGUCCAAGCGAAUAACGCAUACUUUUGGGCUGUCAGAUUUUUUCCUUUCUGGCCCAUCUACUUUCGGAGACACAGUGUAUGUUAAUUCUCGUUGUAUAAGGAUAUUUGAAAUUGAUCAUGAUUCUUGUAUAUUUUGACAAUACUAUUCUUGGUACCGACGAAGAGGAAAGGUCAAUAAAAGUGGUGUAUGAUCGCGUCCGUUUGUACAUUAAUGUAAUAUUGUAAUACACUAUUUUGAUGUCAACGCGUAGAUGUAACAUAUUAGAUUUAACAAAAAAAAAAAAAGAAAAUAACAAAAAAAAAGAAAAUAUAUAUAUAUAUAAUAUAUAUAUAUAUAUAUAUUAGAUCAAUUAUAGAGAGGCUUUUGGGAUGAAACUUGGAAACUUCCGAUAACGUAACGUCGUCGUCUGUGCAAAAUGAGAGAUCCAUUAAUAUUCGCUUGCAAUAAUCCAUGAAACACUUUAGAAACUCUGAUAAGUUUUCAACAAAUACGUGUUUGAGGUUUGGACAUUCGAUCGUUUUUAAAUAAUAUUUAACAAUCAAAAUGUAACGGAUGUGAAAAAAGAAAAAAAGAAAAAAUAAGGAACAAAAAAGAAAAACUAUAUUCGAAAAAAAUUGCUCUAUCAUCCCAUAUAGCAAUAUAUGUCCAAUCUAUUCGUGUGUCGUUUCUUUGUUUCUGAAUUUUUUGUUUUCUUCUUCUUUUUUUUUUUUUUUUUUUUUUUUUUUUUUUUCUCUCUCCUUUUUAACGACAGCAAUUAGUCAAUAAUAUUGGCAAAUUAUUUGCUCGUUUUGGGAAUGUAUGUACGAUCAAACACCUACUACGUUGUACUUUCUCCAAAGAAAAAAGAAAAAAAAUUCGUGAACAACAAGGCUACAUUACUUAUACGACAUUUUUCUUUCUUUUACAAUCGAGAAUAGUUCUAUUAUAUACACGAUUGUACAUUGUAUAUAAAUGUUUCUUUAAUUUAUUCGUUGUAUGCCCGACCCCUUCCCUCCCACUAACCAACCUACCAACAAAACAAACCAAUCACCCAUCCACCCACUCACUUUGUAAUUACGAACAUUUCAAUUUUAAUUCAAUUUGACGAAGGGAUUUACAUUGUUUACGUUUACCGAAAUCUUUGUAUCACGUCAUUGUUUUUUAUUUUAACAUUUUGUUUAAAAAAAGAAAAAAGAGAAAUCAAUGUAAUGAUAUUAAGAAAAUAUCGAUAAAAAAACACGCUCACAUAUACACGUAGAGAGAGAGAGAGAGAGAUUUGAUAAAAAGAAAUAUUGUUGAGAGUCACGAGCCUAAAGCGAAUAGAGGCUCCCGUCCAAAACGAGCAAUGGAGCAUCAAAAGAGAAAAAAAAAGAAAGAAAGAAAAAAGAAAAAAAAAACAAAACAAAAAAUGAACAAAAAUUCGGUACUCGCAAUCUUUUACUACAAUGAUGUCGUUGUCGAACAAGUAAUUUACUUCUUCUAAUACGGCAAUUCAUUUGGCCAUAUUUAUCUUUAGAUAUUUUAUCUGAUUACGAUCUUGUUACGUUUGUAUAGUUUGUUUCCAUUUUUAUACUGCCGUUAAAUUGUGCCAUUCGGCGUUUUAACGAAAACCUUGUACAAAGUUUCUUGUUAAUAUGAUAACAAUAAUAAUGAUACUACUACUACUACUACUACUACUAAUAAUAAUAAUAAUAAUAAUAAUAAUAAUAAUAAUAAUAAUAAUAAAAAUAAUAAUAAUAAUAAUAAUAAUAAUAAUAAUUAUAAUUAUAAUUAUAAUUAUAAUGAUAUAAUAAUUAUUAGUAAAAGCGAUGGAUUAUUAUUAUACAACUGAUCGAUAUGUUUUGUCGAAUCGUGCCAUUUUAUCGUGUUGUAUAUAAUAAUUGUAUUAUCAUAUUGAGAUGAUAACAUACAUACACAUACACAUACACAUACACGCAAGUCCACACACACACACAUACACACACACGUUGGAUUUUGUAGUUAAUGUUAUUCAAAUUUCAUUCGGCACGGCGGCCGUAACAGUUUUAUGAUUUAUCGCCGCCUGACAAUAAUAUGUGACAAAACCAAAACGGAAACAUAAACCCCAUGGAAAUAACGAUAUCCAUAUUGCGAAUUGUACAAAUGAGAUUAAUAGUUUAGUACUAUUGUUUCAAUUCUAUUAUUUAUUUGUAUUCAAUGAAUUUCAGUGAAUUUAUUAUUCAAAAUGAUACAUUAUAUUCUUUUUUUUUUUUUGUCUUCUUUUCUUUUUUUCUUUCUUUUGACGAAUAAUAAUAAUAAUUAAUUUUUAUAAUUCAUGACUUACGAUUUCCAUGUAUCGUAUAAAUCAAGAUAAUAUAUGUGUGUGUAUAUAUAUAUAUAUACAUACGUGAAUUUUUGUUGUUGUUUAAAUGUUGAUCAAUAUAGUAAUAAAAUAUUACCAAUUAUUUUGAUUUCUUAAUUAUUUUCAAUUUUAAAUUGUUUUAUCAAAAGAAGAAAGACAUAAUGAAAAAUAAGAAAGCACUUUCGAAACGUUUCGCUUUGAUAGACUGUUACGAAUGUGAAGAAUCGCCGUUGUCAUAGAUUUACAAAAAAAAAAGAAAAAAAAGGAAAAAAAAAGGAAAAAAAAAAGAAAUGCGUUUAGAAUGUGUGUACGACACGUUAAUAAGACCUUGGAUUAUUUAACUUAUGAUUAAUCUAUUGUAAAAUAUUGUAAUAACUGUACGGUAUAGGCAAUAAGUUCUAAUAAAAUAAUUAUUUAAAAUGGUGGUAAGAGAGAGAGAGAGAGAGAGAGAGAGAGAGAGAGAACAUCGAUUGAAGAAUAUAAAACAAUUGAGAUAACUAUACUUUUUCUUUUGCUUCGUUUUAAUUUGACAAUAUACCAUAAAAUGUCGGAAGAACGUAUUCCUUUAUUUUCUUUUACGUUUUAUAAAUUACAUAUUAUACGAACAGGCCCGUAUUAAAUUCUUUUCUACGUAUGGCCUCCACGUUGCAUUCCAUCUGUUUAUCCAAUUCUUCACGCAAGUUCAUGAAUUUUUGUGUUCUCCGUAAUUGAUAAUUAUCAUUGAUAUUAAUCUCAUUAUCAUUAUCAUUACCAUUGUUCUUCUUAACGUCAAAUUGACAAUUUAAAUAUCGUUCCCGUUGUAUUCCUUCAUACGUGUAAAAAUUAUUUUUAGAAUUUUGCAAAUUCAUCUCAGAAAAAUAUUUUCUAUUAUUCAAAUGAUCGACAUCGAUCAUGUCACCAACAUCGAAUUGAUUUUGUGAGGAAUUUAAACCGCAUCCCGGAAGUGUAUAUAUAUGUCUUAAUUUGUGUACUCUUCUUCCUGUGAUAAUCGCGAUGAAUAAUUUUAAUCUAAAUAAAUUAAAUGUUUCAUUCGUUAAUUACUUACUCGACGAUGCAGACCUGAUGAUUGCAAACAUUCCGAAAGAUUUUCAUUUUUCACGGCGUACGCCUUGCCGUUCAAAUAAUUUUCUUUGAUAAAUUGACCUUCCUCCAAUUGCAACAAUUCUUUUCUUGGCCGUUUAUUUUCAUCGGAAAAAUCCAAGGAAAAUACAUUUUCAUUAUUUAUUAUCGAUUCUUCGUUUCUAUUAUGUCCGAUAUUUUUAUCGGGCAAAUCUUUUUUCAUUUCAAGAGUAAUCGUAGUAGCAGUUAAUUCAUUUAUUUUGAAAAUUUUCGAAUUAUGUCUGGCAAGACCGCAAGCAUUUAAAAUUAGAAAUAAUGGUGUCAGUGCGACGGUCACUAAUACCAACAAAGCAAUUAAAGAAAUUAAUUGCCAGGAAAGAUUUAAUAAAAUAGUCUGUGUAUUCAAAUCUGUAUUUAAUAUACAGACUGGUGCCAAGACGGUUGCCAAUAAACCACAAACCAAAUGAGUUGCUAUGACAUUGCAAUGAUCUUCUAAAUCUUUAUGAAAGAUAAAUCUAGAUGUUAGGUAAAUAAUAGUUCCUCCUAAACAACCUAAUCCAAUGGACAUCAAUGAAGAAUAUUCGUUUGAGGCGGCCGAGAUCAUAAUUGGUCCGGCAACUAAACCUUGGACACAUCUUAUCAUCGUCAAAUGAUCGAUAGCUCGUUGAAAUGUGAAAUGUAUGAUUAUGACAAAAAAUGAACAAGAACAUGCUGCCAAUAAAUUAUUAUUAAUAAUGUUUAUCGCUUUUGAUAUAUCAUCUUCCCUUGGUGACGAAGAAAAACUCUGAAAUGAAAACAUUUAUAAAUAUUAUUAUGAAAAUAAAUAGAUAAAACAAAACAAAUAUAUAUACAUAAAUAAAAUUAUAUUUUACCGAUAGGCCAACGAAGAUCAAGAAUAAUCCCAAAUAAUUGAUAAUCGAAGGGAAUAAACCAAAAUAAUUUAUUCGAUCGAUAUUAUUUGUUUUUAAGUUUUUUCUAUUUUUCGAUAAUAUUAAAUGAGCUAUUAAACCGGAUAGUCCACCGACAACGUGCACGAUUCCUGAUCCAGCGUGAUCGCGAUAAAUGACAUUGACGUCAUUCAAUUUACCUUUUGCUAUCCACCCUUCUGGCAUCCAGGUCCAACGAAUUAAAAGAGGUUGAACUAUGCCAGCCAAAAGUACAUUUACCAGAAAAUGUGACAUAAGGUGACUAUUUUCUAUCAUGCUAGUUGUACAAAUAGCCGAGGCGAUCAUUACGACUUGCCAACCGAUCAAGAAUCCUUCCUUCUUUAUCGUAAAAUCCUCGUAAGGAUAAUAAUCGCCGUAGAUAAAGCCGUACGCGUCACCAUCGAAGAUCAAAAGAAAACCGAUCGUAAAAUAAGCUACCGUGGUAGAACAGAUAUCUAGGAUAUUUUUAAAAAGGAUAAAAUUCAAAUUGUCCUUUUUCACAACACCAAUUUGCAAUAGAACAAAACCAAUUCGCAUUAGGAUCGUCAAUAGUAUUCGAUUCGCAUAAUUCGAUAAACAUACAUAAGAAUAAAAUCCAUUGAUUUUUGAUAAUAAAGGAUCGAUAAAGGAUUCGUUGAAAAGGUUAAGAUCAUUUGGAUACAUGACGUAAUCUUGCUUUUUCAUUAACUCGAUCGUUGGUAUUAUCAAUACUGCGCUAUUUCAAAUUUUAAUGUAAAAGAAAAGAAAAACGAAACAAAAGAGAACGAAAGAUAAAAAAAAAAAAAACAAAAGCGAUGUAGAAUUGUUUAAAAUGAUAAGAGAGAAAAAAAACUGUAUGCACAUAUUGACAGAUAUUACGAGCGUCAUUCGAUAAAGUAUGACAGACAAUUAUCUGUAAUAUUAACUUCUGAUAACAAUUAACACAUUUGUCUCGAUGUUUUAUUACUAAAAAAAAAAAAAAAAAAAUAUUAUCCCAUAAAAUUUCUGAAUAUAUUUUCAUUGUAAAAUUAAAAGUUAAAAAAAAAAAUAUAUAUAUAUAUAUAUAUAAAUAUCCAAGUAUUGCAUUCAUUUUUCAAGCGAUAAAAAUGAAAUCGUAUUGCCGUGAGAGCUAAUGGCCGUUAAAAAGAAAUUUACGAUCGAAUAUUUCGAUUUACGAUAAUACUUUAUAAAUACAACUCUAUAUGUGUAUAUAUAUAUAUAUAUAUAUAUAUAUAUAUAUAUUCAACAUUCAAAUUUUCGCGCAAAUUCGUUUAGGCAAUCCAUAGUCCCGCGGUUUGUAUGUAUUUAAUAUCUGUUCAAAGUACGAAAGCGCGCGACCGAUUCGUGUAUCUUCGGUAAACGAUGCAACGUGAUUGGUCGAAUAAUAGUACAGUGGUGACACACCGGGCGAGCCGGCGCGGAAGGGCACGAAGGAUGCCGGCCGUGACCGAUCACGAUUAGUCUGUUCUUCGUCGUCGUGCGUUGUUGGUCGUUUGUAUUUAGUCGCGCGUUAUUCGUGUGUUGUGAGAGAAACGAGAGAGAAAGAACGAAAGAAAGGAAGAAAGAAAGCGAGAGAGAGAGAGAGAGAGAGAGAGAGAGAGAGAGAGAUAGUGCUCGCCCGCCAAC
Molecule: messenger RNA, 13468 nt
Organism: Vespa velutina
Lineage: Eukaryota; Metazoa; Arthropoda; Insecta; Hymenoptera; Vespidae
Gene: sfl
Product: bifunctional heparan sulfate N-deacetylase/N-sulfotransferase
Exons: 14
Coding region: 3767-6436 (889 amino acids)
Cellular component (GO): Golgi apparatus
Molecular function (GO): deacetylase activity; heparan sulfate N-sulfotransferase activity
Source: RefSeq, a predicted model, not a curated record